AUGACAUCCCAUGGCAAUUCCGUAAUUAUUUCGGAAACUGACAAUUUAGAUAGCAGUUCACUGGAACUUGUAUCCACUGUUGGAAUUGGGCAACACGAACCGGUGCAGCAGCAUGAAGAUGGUGAUACUUCGAGGAUGAGUUAUACUACAGUUCCAUUAGAAGUACUGGAGGUAGCCGGUAUCGAUAUUGAGAAUUCAGGUGAAUUAACUGAAGAACAAAUAAAUACAAUCAUGGCGCUGAUUGGACCAAGUGGUGCAACUCAGCAGCAUAAUUUGAAACAAGAGCAGGUUGAUAUACCGCAGUCAUAUGCUAAUAAUGCGCCCAGCUCUUCAUCUGAAACAGGAGAUCGUUUAACGCUGUACAUUCUGGAUGAUGGUUCAUUGAAGCUUACAGAUGCCGCACUUCAGAAGGAAUUUUUUUUUACACAAAGGGACUUAGCAUUGCACAACAUUGAUGUUGAUAAUUUAACUGAUGAAACUUUGCAAAAGAUCAUUCAGAUCGCGAUGGAAUCAAACGAAGUCGUAGUAAUGAAAAGGCGAAGAAUAGAAGAUGUUAACUGUGUGGAAUUUACUGGAUCAAGUUUUUUAGCUAAUACUUCGAUGGAAUCAUCCUCAUCUGCUUCUUCAAAAAGGGCACUCGUCGCUGAAGAGCAUCAUGUCGAAUCGCAAAUGUCGUUAAUAGGUACUGAAGUUGAAAUUAAACGACAUGGUAAAAUAUAUUCCGCCACAAUUAAGUACUGCAGGCAAAGUGGAGGGUAUAAAGUGCAGUUCAGCGAUGGUCAUUUCGAAUGGGUUAGUGAAGAUGAAAUACGUUUACUUCAUGACGAAAAUCCUGGGAAACACAGCGACCAUGAGUCCUAUAGUGAAAGGGCAGGAACUGUAUAUUCCGGUGAUGCAAUAUCAAAAAAUAUUGACGACCAAAGAUUCAUUCCGCAGAUUCCGGGUAUCAAAGUUACACCAACGAAUGGUUGUCGUAAACAAGAAGAGCCAAAUUUUUGCUGUGUUGUGUGCGAUCAGAAAGUUUAUCAAAGGGAACCACAGUACAUUGUAAUACGAAUUCCUGCUUGUGACAGAUGUGCUGAGCAAAAGAUGAUUUUGCUAGAUGGUACCACAAAAUAUUGCGAGGCACAGACGUGUGCCAGUGUUCUGAAAAAUGAUCUUCGUAUUACUACCGUUCCAAAGGAUGAACAGAGAAGAAGCUAA
Cercopithifilaria johnstoni is the source of this 1203-nucleotide messenger RNA. The record is from the annotation of a GenBank genome assembly. NCBI's taxonomy places the organism in Eukaryota, Metazoa, Nematoda, Chromadorea, Rhabditida, Onchocercidae.